Spirometra erinaceieuropaei is the source of this 9051-nucleotide messenger RNA. The record is from the annotation of a GenBank genome assembly. Lineage: Eukaryota; Metazoa; Platyhelminthes; Cestoda; Diphyllobothriidea; Diphyllobothriidae.
AUGCUCUUCACGACUGGCAAGCCACAGGUCGGGAUACUCCAGGGCACUCAAGGUCCCAUAAUAAAUAAGGAGCCGUUUAGCGAGUUGGGAACUGUGAGUUCGAGGGCUGUAGAAAUAAAGUUGUUGUCCCCAGAACACGCUUUCCUACUCUUCCGUCUACUCGUUGGUAGACGACAGGAAACGUCCAGUUUUGGCUUUCAUUUGAUUUGAUGCAAUCUAUCUAGAACUGCCGGAGCAGGUUCGCGCUUUAAUAUGGUUUACAUAAGAGCGCCCCAAACUCUCCAGCAGUCUACGGUUUCAUGAGCUGAGUUUUGGAAAUCAUGACACGUCAUCAGUUAAUGUUCUUCUACGUACCAGCGCAUUUAGGGGUUUUUUUACAAAUGACUAAGUAAAGCAGGGCAGAAGCAGCGCCAAAUGCGAGGCAACGGAAGAGCUAACCAAUGAAGACCAUGGGAAGGACAUGCCAGCUGUGAUUGGUGACCAAGCCCAACCAAACCUGACCGUCCGCGGACAAGACCGAUCAGAGGGUAGUCGCGGCAGGCAUUUAUACCAAAUUGGUACAGAAACUAAGACCGUUAAUUACCAAACAACUGCAAGCGAACGGGUGAAUGGUGAAGAUAAGAACACAACCCAUGUAUCAGAAGAACAUAUAGAGGAAUCGAACGCGAAGUGGUCUGCUAUGAAACGGAGUUGUUUGCAGUCUGUGGGUGUCAACUAAGCCUCCCAGAAUGUUGAAAUUAACAUUUUGCCGCUGAAAAUUGUUAAUAAGUAUUUUGCUGCCUGAAUGGGCCUAGGAAUACAUGACAACGGAAACUGAGACCUCGAAAAAGUAAGACAAUCGUGCGAAAAUGUAAUAAAAUGAGUCAUUGAUUCACCCGAAGUUGUGCAGUACUUAUUGUCUGAAUGACGACGAGCGUAGACUCGUCAUCACCUAGUUUCACUGGAUACAAUGUUCGAUGGGUGCGUCAGUACGUCAAAGCUUACCACCAUGCCACCAGCUGAGGCCUCAUUCCACUCGGAACAUGCAUAACCGGUGGGAAAAACGGUAAGUGUCAAGGGCGGAGGCCAGGAGAUUUACUUUCACAGAAAAACAUACUAGGACACAGUGAUAGGCAUCCCCCGUAUAACAGGCGGGUUCGGGUUAAGGUUUAAGGUGUUUGAACUUAGGUAGGUUUUGAAUUAAGACUAAUUGUUGAGUUUAUGUUAAAUUAAGGGUCAACGUUAGAGUUUUGACAGGACACGAGUAACCCAUCCUGGAGUUUAAUGCUAGUCCGUGUAGAUAAAAAGGUGUUAGCAAUGCUCUUAUCAUACACGCAGACGUAUGGAGUUGCUAAGCGGAAUCCGGUGUAGCUGUGUCCGGAAAUUAUUGCAGUUCAUUCGGUCUCUGUAGAUUGCUCGUUGCUUCUUCCGCCUAACAAUUAUUGUUGUACAUUUCGCACGACAUAUCCGGCUCCCCGUCUGUUUUCGUCCAGUCCGAUCAAACAGCAGUAGACUAGAAAGGGGACGACUGGUCAGAAAACUCACAUGAAAUAUCCAGCAACUUUGCACCAAAAAUCUUCGGGAAUCUGUGCGAGCUAAGCUCCGCUUCCUAUAUGCAAGUGCUCAAGGUUUGUUCCAGAAGCUUGAUGAGCUGAAAAUGUGGAUACCAGAUACGCAGUCGAAUGUCAUUUCCAUCACAGAGACCCCGUUACAGGCUGAAGUCUUGGAUGCCAAAAUUGUACUCGAUGAAUACCAACUUUUUCGCCAAGACAGGCUGCAUAAAAGCGAUGGGUGAUAACGCUCUACGUCAAGAGAGGAAUCACCGCGUCAGAACACAAACCUGAUUGCUCUAUGACUGUGAAGAAAUCUGGUUAAAACGAAAGACGUGUGGCGCACUUAAUCUGGAUUUCCUGACCGUAUACAAAUCGUCCAAUCCAACUCUUCAGAAUGACGAGACGAUGUUUGGGUUAAAUAAAUAGAUGAUGCAAAACCAAUAGACACUAAAAACCGGAGACUUCAGCGUCUCGAUGGUCGGCCGGAACGAUUUAUUAGUGAAUGGUUUGCGAAAUUUCUGUGACUAUGGGCUUUUAAAAGUAACGACUGGUCUCCUGUUCAAAUGUCAAGUUUCCAACCAGAAUGAGUGGCUUGAUGGGUAAAUUGUCUAGACCUCGUCCUUACAAAAGACCCAAUUAGUGCUGGCGAACUUAUACCCAUAGCACCGUUCGGUAAGUGUGGUCACGUCAUGCUGCUUUGGGAAUACCACUUAUAUAGCCAACCAAUGGAUACGAUUGAGCCUCAGCUGAAUUUUUGGGGAGGACAUUUUGCUGUCAUAAGAAGUGAAUUAUCGAUAGCGAGGUGGCAUGACGAUUUUAUCGAAUAUCUAACUGUUGAUUGGAAAGCUCUCUAAGGACACUAUGCAUCGAAAGUGUACAAUAAAAAGAGUCCAAAACGCUAAUCGUCCUGCCCGGUUAACGUGACAUAUAAAGAAAGAAGUAAGUCGGAAGAAUAAUUUUUGGAGAAGGUAUGUAACAACAAAACAACCUUAACAUUAUGAACAGGUUUGCCGAGAGCGAAACGAGAUAAGAUCGAAGAUCCGUAGGCCGCGGAAGGAUAAUGAAACCCGAGUUACGAAACGGGCCGUUCAUAAGCCAAUAGUACUUUUUAUUUACAUCAGCAUCAGAUUAAGCAACACAGGGGCGGUACCAGCGUCGAAAGGAGAAAACCAUGAGGCUAUUAUCGGAAAUUAUGCUACGGCAGAACACCUAAGCUGGUUUUUCGCAUUUGUCUUCACCAAUGAAACGGUCUUUGACGGGGCUGGAUUGCCUACUGUAACAACUGAUGAAACAAUGGAAAGCAUCGACUUCCCAGAAGAAAAUGCGAAGAGAGAAAUUCUAGCAGUUAAGGAGUAUAAGUCUCCGGGUCCGGACCAAAUGCCGACAACAGUUCUCAAGGAGCUGGUUUUCAAACUCGCCAGACCACCUGCAUAUUUUCCCGUUGGCCCUUGACCCAGUCAUUCUCCCCUCUGAUCGGAAGGUAGCGAAUAUAUAUCCCAUUCAGGCGGAUUUAGAAAAAGUCAUAACAAUUAUAGCCCGGCGAGCCUAACGUGUAUUUGUUGCUAUGUUAUGGAGAGAAUAAUCAGGAAGCCACUAUGAAUUUUGUUGAAGAAGAAAAUUUCCUUAAUAUUUCCCAAUAAGGCUUACGACGAAAUCGCUUCCGUUUAACAGAUAUGUCCUGUUCAAUGGAACAGUGGUCCCGCUCGUUAGAGGGAGAAACAGGAGUCGAUGUCGCUUACAUCGAUUUCAAAUAAGCCUUUGAUAUUUUUCCACACCGCCGAUUACCCUACAAAGUCGGAUAGUUGGAGAUAAUGGGUAACCUACUAAACUGAUCGGCCGAUCGCAGUUUGUGUGCAUUAGCAGUGCGAAGUCAACGCCAUGGCUAGCUGUGAAUGGAGUCUCCAGGGCUCUGUAUUCGGACCAGUUCUGUUUUUAAUUUAUGCCAACGACUUUAAGAAUGGGUUGGACUUCAAUGGAGUCAUGUUUGCCGAUGACGGCAAGUUAUGGCUGCUAAAGUUUAUGCUUGAGAAGUGUAACGCACCGCGACUCAAAAUGAGUGGGAAAACAAAGUGGAGGAUCACCAAUGCCUCCUUGGCGGAAGGAGCCUUUCGAAGGUAACCGAACAGAUAGAAAAGUGGAGACUGAUGAGCAGUUUAAGGCGUCCCUCCUUUCUAAAUUCUAUCAGUCCGUCUUCACACGAAAACCUAGUUCUAUAUUUACCCAUCCAUCUGUCCGUCAACCAACCUCCCCUCCUAGUUCUAUUACCCCUUCUACACCUUUCCUACCCUCAUUAACUGAUGAACCACUCAUUUCAUCGACCAUAGUUAGGGCGAACUACUCCAACUGAAACCUUCCAAAUUGCCUGGUCCAGAUAGAAUUCCCGCGCUAGCACUUCGUGAACUUGCUGACGAACUGUGCGAACCAUUGUCUGCAAUAGUCCAAAGGUUAUAUGAAGAAGACGAGCUCACGGAAGAAUGGAAAUGCGCACUCAUCACUCCGAUUCAUAAAGAAGGUGUAUGACUUGAUUGCGGAAAUUGUCGUCCCGUCAGUCUUACAUGCAUCGGGUGUAAAAUAAUGGAAAGCAUUAUCAAAAGACAUUUGAUGCAACGCUUGAAAAAAAGACAAAAAUACCGCGUGAUGCUCAACAUGGCUUUCGUCCGGGACGCUCAUGCCUGACGAGUGUCCUUUACUCGCACGGGAAAUGGACAAGGGCUACUGGUAAGAGUUAUAUCCAGUGGGUUUCAUAUUUUUUGACUUCAAGAAGGUCUUUGAUAGUGUCCUACACAGGCUUCUUUUAUAGAACUCAAGAAAGAAUGUUUAAAUAGAUCAGAAGUUUCCUGUUCUAAAGAGUACAAAGAGUGGUCGUUAGUAAAUCUACCUUCAAUGAGCAAAGGUGGAAAAUGGUGUCCCACAGGGUUCUGUUUUGGCCCAGUACUCUUCUCGUUCCAUGUUACUGACUGCAUCAGCGAACUGAAUUAUGAGGCCCUCAUGUUUGUGGACAACAGUGAAGACGAGUGCGAUGAUGUCGCAAAAAAGCUGCAUUUGAACAUCGAAUAACUGAGUGUUUGGUCAAACAGAUGGCUUUUUAAGUUUAACGUGUGCAAAUGCGUGGUCUAGCACCUGAAUACCGCCCGAAGUGCCUCUACAAAAUAUCAGUAUUAUAUUAACGGGACGGCGUCAGAUUAAUAAUAAUAAUCGUAUUUAAUUCCAGUUUACAGGCAUCGUCAAAAAAGCGUUAAACACAAAUCCGGCCAGCAGUGAAAAAAAAACUCCUGUCAAAAAGGAACAAAAAUAAUGUUGAUUGUGGUUUUUAUAGUCUGGAUGGUUCAGACGGAAAAGACUGCUGUCCAUGAAAUGACGACAGUCAGCAAAGGGAGGGUUAGCAUUGCAUCGGAUAUUAUCAGUGGCCAACUCUUUUCCUGAAGUCGGGACUGGUCCAAACAGAAGUACCGAAGAAUAGCUGUCGUUUUUGGCUAAAGAAAUUGUCCCUGGUGAUACCGGCCAUAUAGAUCAGAGACCACAAACGCUAUCGCUACGAUAUAGGCGGUCAGCGGAUUCAGCAUCCAAAAUUUGUUGGGGUUUUUCUGCACGCAAAAAGCGAGUAACAGUUCUCUCAAACAAAGUAUAAUUUUGCAGAGUUUGACAUUCUGAAUAGCAACUGCGUUUACAGAGAAGAACCGACGAUAUUUAACGGUACGUGCCAGAGGAAGGAAUAAAAAGACUUCACGGCAACUGUCACGUCGGGGGUUGCAAAAGAUGUCUUAAAGUAGUGAAUGGUUAGACAUAUGAUUGUAUAAAAACUUAAAUAGUAAAAAUAGUCCCUUUUUAUCUACUAAACCAUAAAGGAUCAAGGCCCGUAGUCCGGAAACGUUCUUGGUAAGACAAAUGCCGGUGUUUUGAAGUUAAAACUCUCUUGGUAAAUAAAAUGUCGAACGGAUUCCAACUUUUCCGCUCAGCACCACUCAUGAGGAUAAAUAAUAAUAAUUUUUUAUUAAAGGCCCGUCGGGAUCCCAUCAAAGCAAGCAAAAAUAAAUUUACAUAGAAUUUUAGACGAGGUAGGCAGUAUCUGUACAAAGUGCAACUCAUAGUUUCUGAAUUAGCGGUCUGUUGAGAAAAAUGACUAGCGAGAGGUGAAAAAACUCCACUUAAAAAUUUAAAAAUGAUUAGACUAAUUUUACAGGAGAAAAAAACCCUCGUAAGAAAAUAAUAACAGAAGAAUGCGGGCAGGCCUGAUUUGCAUGUAGCGGUAUGUAGCGGAUUAUAAUCGGACAUCGUCAGGUCAGAAAUAAAAACGAACAGUAUUCCAGGCCAGGUCGAACGUACGUGUCAUAAAGGCGCAUUCUAAUGUCCCCAGUUUUAACGUUUCGGAGGAUAAACCCGGUCGUUCUACGUGCCUUGGUGUAGGCUAUCGGGGCACAGUGCUCCGAAAGAUAAGAAUUCUUGGAGUACGAUACACCCAGAACCUUUACAGCUCCAGACAAAUUUAUUUCGUGACCGUCAAUACAUAGUUCAGGUUGGUAGUCCUCGCCAACCGCAAUGACUGAGCACUUAUGUCAAGAAAGAGAAGGGCGCCAUGUGCGGCACCACUGGGCAAAGGCUUGGAGGUCACUAUAUAGGAGUCAAGCACGAUGUCACGCUCUGCCGGCUUGUACCUGUAUGCAACCUUCAGAUCAUCGGCAUACAUGAAGGGCAUACCAUUCUGAAAUAAAUAUGGUACAUCGUUAACAAGAAGGCAAAAUAAUAGCGGGCCGAGUACACCAUCCUGAAUGACUCCACUCCUCACACAUGUGAGGUUGUAUAUAGCACUGGAAAUCUUAACUCGCUGUGUACCAGAGCCAGGUAAAAAGAUAUAAAAUUCAAAAGUGUGCCACCUAUUCCGAAAGUGGACAGUUUCAAGAGAAGAAGAGCACGGUCUACAUGAGGAAAAGUCCAACUUAAAUCGAAAUAGACUGUGCAAAGUGCAAAUCCGUUGUCCCUAGAUUGGAGAACAUGUUCAAAGGAAAAGAGCUGACAGUUGUCACAAGACCGAGGUUUGAGUAAUCCAUGCUGUGCAGCGUUCAGUAGGUUAUUCUCUGUUUAGUUAUACAUCAUCUUAUCUUUGAUCAAUGUCUCUAAGAUUUUCGAAACUGGGGGAGUGUGUUUAUUGGCCGAAAGUCACUAAACGACGUAGAUUGGCCAUGCUUGUGAAUGAGCAAAAUAUGUGAUCCCGCCCACAAGGUAGGAUAUAUUUCACUUUCAAGAGCGAGAUUAAAUAAAUUGCAUAAGAGGAAUGGGAAAAUUGCAUUUGCAUCCGCUUUUAGAAUGCCAACUGAGACACCGUCGGGUCCAGGACUAUGAGAUUGACGAAGACGUCGAAUGGUUACAGUCACAUCCCACAGAGUAAAAGUUAUAGUUUAUAGAACUGCCUCGGUCAGUGCCUGGAUGGUCGGCUGCGGAGUGGUCGAGUUUUUAAUAAACGUUUUGGACAGGAAAACAAUGAGACUAUAGAAACCAUUGAACAUGUAGAAAGACACUGAGAUCUAGGUGUAUUGACGACCAUAAAUAUACUGCCAUCAGAACAUUGCAGGAAGAUGGUCCGGAAGGCAACUAGUAAUUUCCACUGGAUCAGACUUGCAUUUAAAAUAUUCCCACCCGAACUCUUCGAAAGACUAUUGGCGUCUUCGUAAGACCACAUCUGGAGCAUGGAAUGCCAGCGACUUCACAGUGAAUGAGGAAGGAUAUUGACUUACUUGAACAGGUGAAACGCAAAGCAACGAAGAUAGUCGACGGUCCAAAGCAUGUCUUACGAGGGGAGGCUAAAUGUGGGUGGCUCAUUCUCUCUAUCCUAUAGGCAACUAAACUGCUCUAUACUCUGAACAUUCCGGAUUGUCCACGGGCAAGGUUGCUCCAUAAGAACAAAUAACAUUUUUGAUUUUGCUCGUGCACACCAAUUACGCGGUCUUCCCUACAAAGUCAAGAGUGGGAAUUUUUCAUUCAGCCAGCGGGUUAUCCGACCACGGAACUUGCUGCCAAGUGAGGUCGUGACGGCACCCACAAUUCGCCAGUUUAGAAGAAAGCUUGCUUACCUGAUUUUCGACAGAAAAACGUCGUUUGCACAGCUAGCUCUGUAAAACACUUUGUCCUAUAAAAUCUUCACGUACUGAAUUUCCGUGAACAAAUGCGCUUCCUUAUCAGUGCGGUUGUACUGCGAUCCGAUCACAUUGUAAAUCUUUGCAAAUGUAUUUUAAGUGUGACUCUGCGAAAACCUUGCUCAUAAAUAGGGUCUUCCUAGGUCCUGCCUUUAAACCCUUGAAUAUUUACAUACACAGACCUUGGGAUCAAUAUUUUGUCGUCUCUUAAACCCUCCUCUCAAUGCGUUAGGACAGUCAAAAUGGCAAUCCGUGUCCUUUUCGCCAUUAAACGAACCUUCGUAGAUAUCAACAAAUAGUUAUUUGAAAAAGAAUACGGAACGUUUAUUCGUUAGCAGUUGGAAUGUGGAAUCCAGCCGUGGCUUCCAUGGCUGAUAAAAGACUCUAUGUUUUUAGAAAGUCAGCAGAGGAGGGCGACCAAAUUGUCAAAGGCCUCUAGACUUUAAAAACUGCAGACUUGGUGAGCUUAGCCUAUUUCCUCUAGGGUAUAGGCAAAUCUGACGAAAUCUCAUGCAGACGUAACGAAUUGUAAGGAGCCAGGAUUGUGUCCUGCAUUUCCAUGAUUUCAUUUAAUGCGGUUCUCCGAUCACUUCGUUAAUAGGAGAAUGAGUAGGGAAGCACACUGGAGUCGGUCUUCAUAGGAAUCUGAACUAAACCGAGCCAGACUCUUAGUUAAGUUCUGAAUAGCAAGUCCGAACGAGCCUCUAUGAAGGAGGAGGAUAUCGCGACAAUGUGAUUUGCGAAAACGAAGGCUGAUUGAGCAUUCAUCGUGCAGAGGUGGACGAUCGAAAUAUCAAACCCCAGAGAAACGAGCCAAUUCUAAUCAAAUUCAAGUAACCAUCCCUUCUCUCAUUUUGUGGUGGGGUACCCGGUUGAGAUUGUCAGAAUCGACCGUCAUAUUCAACAGUGACAACUGUGGGAUUAUCAGCAGUAGUGUCGACGGCGCCAAAAGUAUUAAUAAUGACACUAUUCGUGACAGUAUUAUUACUAGCUGUAUUAUCAAGAGUGGCACUACUAACGGGAGUAAGGGCAGUAGUAAUGUCAUCGGCAACAUCGGUAGUAGUAGUAGUAGUAGUAAUGAUGAUGAUGAUGAUGAGGAGGAGGAGGAGGGAUAGGAGGAGCAGGAGUAGCAGGAGGAGGGUGAUGAUGAUGAUGAUGAUGAUGAUGAUGAUGAUGAUGAUGAUGAUGAUGAUGAUGAUGAUGAUGAUGAUGAUGAUGAUGAUGAUGAUGAUGAUGAUGAUGAUGAUGAUGAUGAUGAUGAUGAUGAUGAUGAUGAUGAUGAUGAUGAUGAUGAUGAUGAUGAUGAUGAUGAUGAUGAUGAUGAUGAUGAUGAUGAUGAUGAUGAUGAUGAUGAUGAUGAUGAUGAUGAUGAUGAUGAUGAUGAUGAUUGA